AAUAUUAAUUAAAAUGGAAAUCAAAGUGAACAAAAUAUGCGAGAUUUGCAGCGAUAAAGGAAUUGGCCGACACUUCGGUGCCAUUACUUGUGAACCGUGUAAAGGAUUCUUCCGGAGGAAUGCCAACAAAGAACAGGUAAUAGAAAAAAUUAGUGGAGUGCCCUUCGGAUGGAAAGUGCAAAAUAAGUAUAAACACUGGAGGAAUGCCAACAAAGAACAGUUAGUGGAGUGCCCUUCGGAUGGAAAGUGCAAAAUAAUGGGUAUGAAAAAAGAACUCAUAUUAAGCGAUGAGGAAAGGGAGCAAAGGAGGCGAGUGGUGGAAGAGAAUCGACGCAAACGACAAUUAAAUGAAAGCCAAACCUUAUCUUCAAAAGUGAAUAAAUCCUCAAAUCCUGCAUCAAUUGUGUCGACCAUAUCUGAUGACUCCUUCUUGGGUGACAUUACUGAUAGUGUUUUGGACGUCACGGAUGAGGACCUGAGCGCACAGAUUAUGGAAAUUGAAAAUUAUGUGAAUAGUGAGGACACGGAUCAAAGUAUUGAGACAUUGGGUGAAAGACUUAUGUUGAAAGAGAUCAGACAGAGGGCCCAGAAAAUAGCUGUCAUUCCUAUGUUCAAAGAACUCACGGAUUAUAACGGUUUGAAUGCAUUAGAGGUCAAUAAGAUUGGAGAGUUGUUGACAACAUCGAAAAUAUUUGACUACCCUGCUACUAAAAACACAAUAAUUAUUAAGGAAAAGGCUGAUUAUAUGAGAAUCUUCUCAAAAAGAACGGAUGAGAGUAUUAAAGAAGCGCUAAAUUAUUGCAAAGGAUUGACUGGAUUUACGAGUGCAUGCGCUGAGGAUCAAUUUACCUUGUUUAAAAUCGGGUGCGUCGAAAUGAUGCUACUUAGGGCCUUGAUGUUUUAUAACGAGGAUGAAAAAUAUUUCAAAUUAAUCAUGAUUUCUGCGAUCGCACUGUUCAACCCGAACCGACCUAAUCUUAAACAUAGGCAUAAUAUUAGAUAUUUACUAUUGAAGUGUCGAUCGGAUUGUGAAUCUCAGGAAAGGUUAUGUCAACUAAUGAACACUUUCGCCGAUAUCUACAAAAUGCUUGAAUUACAAAAAACUCUUGAUUAUGAAGAACUUAAAGGAUAUGUUAAACAUUCUGGACCAUUGAUCAAGGAGAUUUAUGAUGUUCCAGCACAAGAAUAA
Oppiella nova is the source of this 1189-nucleotide messenger RNA. The record is from the annotation of a GenBank genome assembly. Lineage: Eukaryota; Metazoa; Arthropoda; Arachnida; Sarcoptiformes; Oppiidae.